Molecule: messenger RNA, 3547 nt
Organism: Xenopus tropicalis (tropical clawed frog)
Lineage: Eukaryota; Metazoa; Chordata; Amphibia; Anura; Pipidae
Product: heat shock factor protein 5
Exons: 10
Coding region: 599-2008 (469 amino acids)
Biological process (GO): regulation of DNA-templated transcription
Cellular component (GO): nucleus; chromosome
Molecular function (GO): sequence-specific DNA binding; DNA-binding transcription factor activity
Source: RefSeq, a predicted model, not a curated record
GGCGGCAUAGUCCAUUGUGCUGCGCCUUGUCUGUGUCAAACAUGGGAAACGUACGGUCCGGCAGCAUUGUGAGCCCCUAAAUUGGGUCGGGCUUUCCAGCUAAAGCUGUAGUAAAACCCCCGGUGCUUUGUGACGCUUAAGUGAGCUUCCGCUAAGGGGGUGCGGCUGCUGCGCAACAUUCCAGGGAAACUCGAGAGCUGAUUGGGUGAAAUUUAAAUGUGCCGGCCCGUGCGCUGGGACCCUUACCCGUUAUAGGAGGGAGAGAGGGAAGGUGGCGCAGAAUGGCUGCCAUGGGCUUUUGUGGCUUUAUAUACAGGUAGAAUGGCUGACAUAAAAGUGCCAUAGUGCCAGGACAUAGCAAAGUCAGGCUGGUGUUAGACUUGCUUGGGGACCCCCUUUUCCAAGGAAGCAUUGCCCAAAAGGCAUUACCAAUGCUCUGUAGGGAAUUGUGAUACUACAUAUUAGGCAGGACAGACUUGUUACCUCUAGAUGGCUACAGACUAGUGAUUCUAAUAGUUCCUGGUAUAUUUAUGCACAGUGUGGCUAAAACCAUUUUAUAGGUAUCAGGUUUGUCAUAAUUUAGCAGCCUGGUUAGGUAAUGGAAGGAGAGCAGCCUGUGCCUACUGUGGAGCUUAACUUCAAUAGUUUUGUUGUUAAGUUGUGGGGUAUAGUAAACAGCCCACGUUAUCAGUCAAUAUUCUGGGAUACUGCUGGGAUAAAUGUUGUUGUAGUCAAGCAGAUGUUUGUGUCUGAGGUGCUUUGCCCUGAGGUGCCACACAGGGAAGAUACAAACCCUUUCAAGACAAAAAACUUUGAGAGUUUUAUCCGCCAGCUGAAUCUGUAUGGCUUCAGGAAGGUGCAGAGAUCUGACUGCAGGCCCUGUUACCCAGAAGAAGAAGGCGGGGUGCACGUUUUUCACAAUCCCAGCUUCCAAAAGGAACACCCAGAAUUUUUGGUCAAUAUCAAGAGGCUGACCAGUAGUAACAAGGCCAAAAUAGCUGCAGGCCUUGAAGUGAAGUCUCGGCCAAAAAUUUGCUUGAGCUUGCUAAGUACCUGUGCAGCUGGGGAGAAGAAAAAUCUGGAUAACCAGGGUCGAGAGACAGUUGAACCCAAACAUUGCACCUUGCAACAUGAAAGUCCUCCUUCAAAUGCCUCGUUCUCAUUUAACCAAAUGGACCAGACAUCAGUCUCUCAAACAGGGAGUCUUUAUUUUGGUCUUCUGCCAGUACAGAGUCUGUCUACAAUGGAAGGAUCAGAACAGGAGUAUAGUGCAUUUAUUUCACCCAGAGCCCCAUACCAACAAGUGCUCUGUGCAACAGGUGAAACAGAUCCAGGCCCAGAGAUGGAUGAACCUAAAUCACACAUUUUGCAACUUGAAAAUGCUAUUACAGAUCCUUCCUCCUCUCCACCCUCCAGCAGCAAUAUAAACUUUCCAUUUAAUGGAGUGGAUCAGACACCAAGCCCUUCAACAGCAGGAGGGCAUUCUUUGGGUCUGCUGCCAAUUCAGCAGGGUCAGUCUACAAUAGAACUGAAGUAUGGUAGAUUUGUUUCACCCAAAGCCCCAUACCCACCAUCGCUGUGUCCAUCAGCAUAUCUCCAGUGCUGCACAUAUCCUCUCCUGCACCCUCUCAUAGGCUGUGCAAGUCCCACUGCCGCCUCAGGCUUACCUUAUAGCUAUUUUCAGACCCCGCCUAGACAGUCACCAAUCCCCAUGCACUUCCUGUCCCCAAAAAGGCCUAACCAGGAUUCAAGUGACCCCACUGAGGAUGAGUCUCCUGUGCCUGUGGAUUUGCUGUCUCCAAAAAAACCUAAGCCGAAUCCAGGUGACUGCAAGAAAGUAAAGGCAGAUAAUAUGGAUACAUUGCUUUCAUUAGCUCAAACCCAGAGUUAUGAUAUUGUCCCUGAUAAUCAAAACAAAGAGAGAAGAACACUCUCAAACCAGGAAGUGGCACCUGACCUCUACCUCUUAGCGGAAGUAGCCUGCAUGAUGGAACGAUUGCCAGAAUAGCAGUUAUCAGAAGAAGGAGAUGAGCAAUCGUAUUAUUUUGCACCACGGUGUUGUUCUUGUUUAGCCAUAUUCCAGACAGUGUCAUUUAUUUGUUAUAUAGUCUAUUUAAGAUAAGGAAGCAGAUUUAUAUUUAUUUUAUAAAUAGCAUUAUAUAUUAUUUACAUAUUAAACUGGGGGUUCCAGGGAAAAGCCAGUAGUUCAGUAUUUUUCCCUAGCUAUUUACACUUUUCUGACUGUCAGGUAUUUAAGGAAUAGGAACAUUUAUGCAAAUGGCUUGAUUAAUAUGUCAAUUCAUCAUAAUUAGUUCAGCCACUUUUAGCAGUCUGACUCCAUCCUGUCAUUUGGAAUGUUAGAGAUCAGCGCUGAGCUCUAACACCCCCACCUCAGGAAAUUAACAAGGAUUGUGUUACAAUUCACACAAUGCAAGGUAAUAGAAGAAUAACAAUUUGCUACUACAAACUGAUAGUAAUUCAGAAAAAAAAGAAUAAGCCCUUAUUGUUAUUUUUUAUGCUCAUAUAAUACAAGGAAUAGUUAUUUCUUCCCUUAGCCUGUACAGUGUUGUUAUAGUUCAUCUAGUCAUAACUAAGAAACACAAAGUCACUGUUUUACACUAUAGUGAUAUGAACCGUGAAGCUAUCACUUUGUCAUAGUAACAUGCUCCACAGAGAAGGGCUGGCACAGGGAUUAUACUGUUCAUUAGUAAUGCCAGUUUGGUGCAUAAAAGCUAAAAGCUGCUUCUUGUGCUGAAUAAUGCAGCACUCAUCUUGAAUCACAUUAUUUCUCUCGGCUUAGGAUCCACAUUUUACCUUCACCUCCAUUUAAUCAUUUUGCCAAUGAAAGUAUACUCCCUGUGCCUGCCACUAGCUAUGCACCUAUUACUCUGGGGGAAAAAUGGACUGGUGGCAGUAAUGCCAUAUAGCUGAACUCUUAAACUAUUACUUGUUAAGGAGCUUUUUUUAUUUUAAGUAUUUAAUGUAAAAUAUAACUUAUCUGAAGUAAGAUGUUAUAACUUAUCUGACGCAAGAUGUUAUACCAUUCUAUAUAUAAAAAUUGUAAAAUGUGAUCCAAACCCACAGUGAAAGUGUGUUAGCAUGAGCCAUUACUAUGAGAUUUUACAAACUGCUUUUCUAUGUUUUCAAACGUAUAUUUUGAGGAAAAUGUCAGAGAGAGGAGUAGGGCGAUGUAUUAUAUUAAGUCCCCAUUUCUCUUUUGUUUAUCCCCAAGUCAUUUUUAAACUAUCUGUUUUUAAAGAUUUUUCUAUUUUCAGUAUUUAAUGUGAAGCAAUAUAUACAGUAUAUGAGAAAAUCUGAAACAGUAUUAUAUAUAUAUAUAUAUAUGUGCAAUGUCAGUAAAACAAACACCGACAGUAUAACUUGUGUUGUUUAGAUGUACAUAAUCUGCCCUGUUUCUCUGGUCAGAAACGGAACUGGGAUGUUGCUAUUCACCAAGUCAUUUUUAAGAACAUUUUAAAGCAUUUUUGAUUUGUAAUGUAAAACCAACUAAUUUAUUAUUUUAAAUAAGAACUGGACAUUUCAUGUU